Molecule: messenger RNA, 561 nt
Organism: Penicillium brevicompactum
Lineage: Eukaryota; Fungi; Ascomycota; Eurotiomycetes; Eurotiales; Aspergillaceae
Exons: 2
Coding region: 1-561 (186 amino acids)
Source: RefSeq, a predicted model, not a curated record
AUGGUACGAAUCAGUGAGGCGAUCACAAAAGACCACCAGGACUUAGAAUCCUUGUACAAAGCGAUUCUCACUUCUGAGGAUGCAGACGAGCAGAAGAGAUUCCAAGAUCAAUUUACUUGGGAGCUUGCAAGGCACGCCGUGGCGGAGGAGUUGGUAGUGCAUCCUGCAAUUGAGAAGGUGCUCCCCGAUGGAAAAGAAACCACCGACAGAGACCGCCGUGAACAUUCCACAGUCAAACAAUUACUUGAUGUUUUGCAAGACUUGGAAUGCUCUGAUAAAGAAUAUCUCCCAACUCUCACGGCUCUUAUGGAUGGCUUCACUGAGCACAUGAACCAAGAAACCAUCGAACUUCUUGAAUUGGAAAGCAAUAUCGCUACCAAGGAUAGUGAGAAACUUACCAAAUUGUUGAGACAGACCAAAAUAUUUGUGCCUUCUUCGCUGUACCAAGAGCCGCCAUGCGAGAGCCCCGCUGGGUUGCUUACUGCUCCCCUUGAUCACCUUCAGACUAUUUUCAGCAAAUGGCCACAGACUGAGGAUAGUCAAAAUCAGCCAGGUGGAUAG